Molecule: messenger RNA, 885 nt
Organism: Ylistrum balloti
Lineage: Eukaryota; Metazoa; Mollusca; Bivalvia; Pectinida; Pectinidae
Product: cytochrome P450 2J6-like
Exons: 3
Coding region: 4-885 (293 amino acids)
Biological process (GO): xenobiotic metabolic process
Cellular component (GO): intracellular membrane-bounded organelle; cytoplasm
Molecular function (GO): heme binding; oxidoreductase activity, acting on paired donors, with incorporation or reduction of molecular oxygen, reduced flavin or flavoprotein as one donor, and incorporation of one atom of oxygen; iron ion binding
Source: RefSeq, a predicted model, not a curated record
AAAAUGGAUUUCAGUUUUAGCACAGUAACAGUGGGCAUUGUUGUGAUAUUACUAAUUCUGUUAAUCAGCUGGUCACUGCAAUGGCCAGUUAACAUCCCGCCUGGUCCAUCUGGGUACCCUGUCGUUGGAUGUAUGCUUAUGUUUCGAAAAGGAAACCCUUUGGAUGUGUUUAGGAAACUUCGAGCACAAUAUGGCGAGGUGUACAGUAUGAGAAAUGGUGUAAAUCUUGUCGUGGUAAUCAAUGGAGAGGCAACAUUAAAGGAAGCUUUCAUCAGACAUGGUGACGAAUUCUCCGAUCGAGCAGACAAUAUCAUUACACAGCUUGUUUUACAGAAUAAAGGUAUUGGUUUAAGCUCUGGUGAAUAUUGGAAAAAGACUCGGACUUUUGCUCUUUCGACACUCCGGAAUUUCGGAUUUGGCAGAAAGUCAUUGGAAUCCAGAAUACAGGACGAAGUGGCAGCAUAUUUGGAUGUCAUUGAAGAACUGAAUGGACAACCUCAUGACUUGAAGGAAAUAACCGUGUUAGCAAUAUCAAACAUAAUAUGCAGCAUUACAUUUGGAAAUAGAUUUGAAUACAAUGAUACGAAAUUCAAACGUAUUACAUCACUUUUUGCAGAAAACUUUCGCUUAAACACGGUAGGUAGUGCCGUGCGAUUAUUCCCAUUCUUACGGUUUCUUCCUGGAGAUAUGUUCAAUAUAAAGAAAUUGCUUCAGAACUUAAGGGAUAUCAAAGCCUUUGUCGAUGAACAAAUAACUGAACACCGAAGCACGUUUGAAGAAGACAAUCAACGAGAUUUCAUUGAUGCAUUUCUCAGUCAACAAAACAAAUACGGCAAGGAGGACAACAUAUUUGAAGAUCUGAACGUAUCGGCUUCCGUUAGAUAA